Rattus rattus (black rat) is the source of this 1858-nucleotide messenger RNA. RefSeq names its product cytochrome P450 2B1-like. The record is from RefSeq and is a predicted model, not a curated record. The coding region runs from base 3 to 1487 and encodes 494 amino acids. Gene Ontology annotation, cellular component: cytoplasm; intracellular membrane-bounded organelle. Gene Ontology annotation, molecular function: iron ion binding; oxidoreductase activity, acting on paired donors, with incorporation or reduction of molecular oxygen, reduced flavin or flavoprotein as one donor, and incorporation of one atom of oxygen; heme binding. NCBI's taxonomy places the organism in Eukaryota, Metazoa, Chordata, Mammalia, Rodentia, Muridae. Gene Ontology annotation, biological process: xenobiotic metabolic process. The transcript is spliced from 9 exons.
CCAUGGAUCCCAGUGUCCUGCUCCUUUUUGCUCUUCUUGCAGGCUUCUUGCUACUCUUGAUCAGGGGCCAGGGAAACCGAUAUGGCCAUCUUCCACCAGGACCCUGUCCCCUGCCCCUCUUGGGGAACCUUUUGCAAAUGGACAGAAGAGGUCUCCUCAAGUCUUUUAUUCAGCUUCGUGACAAAUAUGGAGAUGUGGUCACAGUGCACUUGGGACCAAGGCCCAUAGUCAUGCUGUAUGGAACCGAGACCAUAAGGGAAGCUCUGGUGGACCAUGCUGAGGCUUUCUCUGGCCGGGGAACAGUUGCUGUGGUUCAGCCAAUUAUACAGGACUAUGGUGUGAUCUUUGCCAAUGGGGAACGUUGGAAGAUCCUUCGGCGAUUCUCUCUAGCCACCAUGAGAGACUUUGGGAUGGGAAAGCGAAGUGUGGAGGAGAGGAUAAAAGAGGAGGCCCAAUGUUUGGUGGAGGAACUGAAGAAAUACAAGGGAGCCCCACUGGACCCCACCUUCUACUUACAGUGCAUUACAGCCAACAUCAUCUGCUCCAUUGUCUUUGGAGAACGUUUUGACUACACAGACCACCAGUUUCUGCACCUGCUUGACCUGUUCUAUGAGAUCUUGUCACUUGUUAGCUCAUUCUCCAGCCAGGUGUUUGAGCUUUUCCCUGGCUUCCUGAAGUACUUUCCUGGAACCCACAGACACAUCUCCAAAAACAUAGAGGAAAUCCUCAACUUCAUUGGCCAUUAUGUGGAGAAGCACAGGGUCACAUUAGACCCCAGCACUCCACGAGACUUCAUAGAUACCUACCUUCUCAGAAUGGAGAAGGAGAAAUUAAACCACCACACAGAAUUCCAUCACCAGAACCUCAUGAUGUCUGUGCUCUCUCUCUUCUUUGCUGGCACUGAGACCAGCAGCACCACACUUCGCUAUGGUUUCCUGCUCAUGCUCAAGUACCCCCAUGUUGCAGAGAAAGUCCAAAAGGAGAUUGAUCAGGUGAUUGGCUCACACCGGGUCCCAACCCUUGAUGACCGCAUCAAAAUGCCAUACACUGAUGCAGUCAUCCAUGAGAUUCAGAGAUUUUCAGAUCUUGUCCCGAUUGGUCUGCCACACAGAGUCACCAAAGACACAUUGUUCCGAGGGUACCUGCUCCCCAAGAACAUUGAGGUGUACCCCAUCCUGAGUUCAGCACUCCAUGAUCCACAGUACUUUGAACACCCGGACACCUUCAAUCCUGAGCACUUCCUGGAUGCCAAUGGGGCACUGAAGAAGAAUGAAGCUUUUCUGCCCUUCUCCACAGGAAAGCGUGUUUGUCUUGGUGAAAGCAUUGCCCGCAAUGAAUUGUUCCUUUUCUUCACUACCAUCCUCCAGAACUUCUCUGUGUCCAGCCCUGUGUCUCCUAAGGACAUUGAUCUCACUCCCAAGGAGAGUGGCUUUGCCAAAAUACCUCCAACAUACCAGAUCUGCUUCUUAUCUCGCCAAUUGGGCUGAGGCAAACAAGUAUCUCAUCUGUUGAGAAUAGCUUUAUCUUUGUGCCUCAGAGAGAGCAGCUGGAAUCCAGGCCCAAGGUCACUGCUCACACCCUUCCUCCUACUGCAGUUCUCUAAUCCCCAAUGUGUGUUCAUCUCCUGUGAAUGGAAUGGAGAAAUCAAUCAACUGUCUUGAUGUGUGAACAGAGACGUCUGAAGGUCACUUCUCAUCCUGAGUCACUUCCAUCUUCCUCCCAACAGCCCAAGACCUCACUUAUCAUCUCUCCACAAUUCAUAGUUUAUGCUAAUUCACUCUGUAUAAGGUUUGAAUUCUAUGUCUACAGUCUUGCCUAGUAUGUAUGGUUCAAGUAAACAGAAUCACCGAGUUUGUGA